Messenger RNA from Cladophialophora yegresii CBS 114405, 1062 nucleotides. RefSeq lists its product as uncharacterized. Gene Ontology annotation, cellular component: nuclear exosome (RNase complex); cytoplasmic exosome (RNase complex). The record is from RefSeq and is a predicted model, not a curated record. The transcript has a single exon. The coding region runs from base 1 to 1062 and encodes 353 amino acids. Lineage: Eukaryota; Fungi; Ascomycota; Eurotiomycetes; Chaetothyriales; Herpotrichiellaceae. Gene Ontology annotation, biological process: TRAMP-dependent tRNA surveillance pathway; nuclear mRNA surveillance; U1 snRNA 3'-end processing.
AUGCCUUCAGCAGAUCCAAUCCCCGUCUCCGCCAUGCCUCUCGUCUCUCCCAACGCACUUCUUUACGCCCACCUCAAACAGACCCCUCCACGCCGACGCUCAAACCGCGACCCCUCCGAACCGCGACCAAUUCAGCUGAAUGUAGGCUCACUAACGCACUGCAACGGCUCAUCGCUGGUGAAGGUCGGUGCUACGACCAUUGUCUGUGGCGUCCGUGCGGAGAUUCUUCCCGUCAGUGAGAUUCCCAGCUUUAGGGUCACGAAAUCGUCAGAUCAAAACCGAAGAAAACCUGUGCGGCGGAUCGAUGGCGGCGAGAGCAGUGACGACGAAGAUGGAUACUCUCCGAUCCAACUUUACAACCUACUCGUUCCAAACAUUGAGCUAGCGACUGGCUGCUCGCCCAAACAUCCCGCAGGAACAGCCCCUUCAGUGGAGGCACAGUCAAUAUCCCAACGCCUUCUGUCGCUCCUUCACACGUCACGGCUGGUUAAGACCUCAGACCUCGAAAUCAUCUACACACCACCAAAGGAGUCACAAGAUCUUGAGCUGGGCAUCAAUGCAGACCCGGAGAUCAAAGCAUACUGGACAUUGUACAUCGACAUGAUGUGCAUCAGUCACGGAGGGUCAAUCUUCGACGCUGCAUGGCUUGCUCUUUUCGCCGCACUUAGGGACUGUUUGCUGCCACAGGCUUGGUGGGAUAUCGAUUCAGAACAGGUUCUUUGCUCUGCAGCUACAGAGGACGCGGGGAAACUGGAGCUGCGAGGGAUGCCCGUGCCUAGCAGCUGGGGCGUCUUUGUGCCUGAAGAGAGAUCAUUGGACAUGCAGAACGGAGAUCCUGAGCGGUUUUGGAUCCUCAUGGACACCGACGCAUUUGAAGAGGAAUCCUGCAAGGAGAGUGGCUGCAUCACGGUGGAUUGCAGUAACAAUGCGGACUCGAUCCUCAGAAUCGAGAAGAGCGGCGGCCCUGUCAUUGAGAUCGAACAGCUUGAGCAGAUUGCUGGAUUCGCUAAGCGAAGGUGGCAGCAAUGGAGAGAUGUGCUGCAAACAGCCACCGGCCCAUGA